Molecule: messenger RNA, 4027 nt
Organism: Acanthopagrus latus (yellowfin seabream)
Lineage: Eukaryota; Metazoa; Chordata; Actinopteri; Spariformes; Sparidae
Gene: map3k14b
Exons: 14
Coding region: 490-3513 (1007 amino acids)
Biological process (GO): protein phosphorylation; positive regulation of canonical NF-kappaB signal transduction
Molecular function (GO): ATP binding; protein kinase activity
Source: RefSeq, a predicted model, not a curated record
UCUCAUCCAGCGAAUACAAAGCUACUAAAUAGAUUUCCCAUCAACCUCGGCUGCAAUUUGUGUUUGAGGCCAGUUGGCAAAUGUUAGCACGGCUAAACUAAGAUGUAGUGCAUGGUAACGUUAUACCUGCUAAACAUCAACAUGGUAACAUUGUCACUGUGAGCAUGUUAGCAUGCUGACGUUAGCAUUUAGCUCAAAGCCCCACUGUGACUAAUAAUAGUCUCUCAGAGCAGCUAGCCUGGCUUUGACUCAACAGGAAUUUCAACCAUUCAAAGGCCAAAAUUAUGACAUAACAACAUUUAUUGAGCAAUAUAUCACCAUCCAAUAGGAGAAGAGGCUGUUAUUAAAUAUAUACAGGCCUCUGAAGUACUCCAGUUUACGCUUCAUGUGACUUCUUACCCCCAGAUGUUCAUUCUUCCCACAUGACUCCCACAGAUCCAAUAUAUUUCUGUAUGUGCUGAUGUGUGUGUUUUGUUCACCCUCUCGUAGAUGCACCCCGACAGUGACAGAGAAAUGGCCAUACCCAGGAUGUUCGACUCCAACACGCCGUUCGUCAUCGUGACCGCAGGAUCCGAACUCUCUUUCCCUGGCAAAGAGGACGACAGCCAAGGGUGUGAGGAGGAGAAGGACUCGCUGGUCCAGGCCAUCGCCCCCCAUCUGAGUCGGGUGAUGCAGCUCGGCACUGCCAAACACGUGUUCGCGGAGGGGCCCGAGGCGUCCGAGGAGGACGCCUGCGUUUCUAUAGUCGCACAGGCCGAGAGAGAAGACUUCCAGGAGUUCAGCCCCACCAACACACAGGGUCCUUACCCAAGAGCUCAGCUGCUGAAAAAGCUCAGGUCUCUCAACAAGGAAGCUGUCCUGAUGAGCGACACCGAGGACGAGGACUCUAACGUGGACCAUCACCACCUCUCGAGGAAACAACGCAGGAAAACCAGGAGACAGAACCAGGAGGGAGGGCAGGAACCUCCCAUCAUCCGCGGCCUGUGGGUGCAGGAGAUUGAUUGGCUGAAAUCAGCUGACAAAGAGAUGACAUCAUCUGCUGAGAUCAUCCCGCCUCCUCCUCAGUUUACAGACUCCUGCGGUGUUGGAGGGCUGCAGUCCUGCAGCUGUGCAGAUGUGUGCGAGUGUGUCUCAGAGUCUCGGUCAGAGGACCCGGACCGAUCCGACACAGACACGUCCAGCUCUGACAGCAGAGGAGGAUCAGACUCUGACUGUGAAUCUAUUCGCACUCACGAGAGCGACUCGGACUCGUCGUGCGGCGGAGAGGACGACGCACAAGCACCAGAUACUUUUGGAGUUGAAGCCAGAGCGUCAGAUCUGACCUUUGACCUGAUGCUCGUGUCUGGAUUUAACUCCUCCUCUCACGCUGAGUGGGAUUCAGACUCAUCAGGGUGUGUUCAAAGCAUGCUGGGAAUUUCUGACUCCACCUACACCCCCAGUAGUGUGAAUUCAUCUCAGUGUGACUUUGGUUUCGAUGAUCUGAGUGACACUGACACAGUGGUGGACGUCCUCAGAGGGAGAGUGACGAGGAUGUCGAGGCUGUACGCUUCAUCCUUCUUCAGAGAUUUGAUCAAACAGUCUGUGAACGACUGGAAGGGCAGCAGACCGCUCAGUGAAGGGCUCUUAUUUCAUCAUCAGCUCCAGCCCAGCCGCCGUCAGUACAGGGAGGGAGAGGAGUACUGCGUCCUUCACCACAUCCAGAACGGCUCAUACGGUGACGUGUUCUGUGUUCGGGACAAAAGGACUGGAUUCAAAUGUGCUGCCAAGAGGAUUCCUCUGAGUCACUUCAGCAGCGAGGAGGUGAGCACGUGGAGCGCUCUCAACUCUCCUCGUGUCGUCGAGCUCUUCGGGGCUGUGAGGGACGGACUCAACAUCGUGCUCUUCAUGGACCUGAAGCCAGCGUGUCUGGCCCAGCUUCUCAAAGAGAUGACCUCCCUCCCCGAGGAUUUGGCCCUGCAUUACCUCCAUCAGUCACUGGGGGCGCUGGAACACCUGCACCGCAGAAAGGUCCUUCACCUGGAUGUCAAAGUUGACAAUGUGCUGCUGUCUGCAGACUGCAGAGACACAUUCCUCUGUGACUUUGGUCUCUCAGAGACUCUGGAUGAUGACGGGUGGAGCACGAAGGCUUUCAGGGGAGCUGCCUUCCCCGGCACGGAGACCCACAUGGCCCCCGAGGUGGCCCGAGGAGAUCAGCUCUGCUCCAAGGCGGAUGUGUGGAGCAGCUGCUGCAUGUUGCUGCACAUGCUCAACGGAUGCCAGCCGUGGAUCCGCUACUACUCCCAUCCACUGUGUCUCCAGAUUGUCAACGAGCCUCCACCUCUGUGGGAGGUGCCGUCCAACUGCAACAACUUCACGGCCAAAGUGUUCAGAGCCGGACUCAAGAAAGACCCAGAGAGACGAGCGUCGGCCAAGGAGCUCAGGAGGAAAACCACCAAGGCCCUCAGAGCAGUUGGAGGUCUGAGUCCCUGGUCUAUCAAAAGUGCCUGUGAGAAGCUGCACCGUGGCAGGAGCCAGACUGAAGACAUGAAGAUCAACACGACUAAACCAUCAGCUGCUGUCUCAGCACCAGCGAUGUACUGGGUGAGCCCCUGGAGGACUACAGCGGUGGAUGAGGACAGCAAUGACUUGGGAGAAGGUGACUCAGACCAAGACUCUGAAGUAGAGAUGGAUUCAUUAACCAGAGAAUGGGAGUCCCAGCUGAAAUCCCUGCAGGGUGAUGACACUGUCAACUGGGACACCUGGUCUGACUCAGAUGUGGAUAUAUACAUGGGAGAGGAGGAGUAUAAUCAGGAGAAGUGGCUGAAAACUGACGGAGACUAUGAGGGGGACUGGGAGGAAGAGGGAGAUGAAGAAGAGGAGGAAGAGGAGGAGGAGGAGGAGGAGGAAGAGGAGUGGGACUCCUCCAUGUCUACAGAGUAUCUCCGGGCUCUCAGAGGUCAUUUCCCUCUGCUGCAGAAAGGUCAGCAGGCAAAUGACGAAUCAUGGGGAUCAGAGCCAGAGCUGGAAUACCUCCGAGACGAUGUAGCUGUAGGCACCACGAUCCAGACUCCGUCCCCUGAGCCUCGAGACGACCCUCCGUCCUGUUUCAGCUGCUCGGACACGUCGCAGAUAGAUGCUUCAGAGAAGGACUCCGACCAUUCGUCUGAUGACCUGAGCUCCGGAGUCUUCUCCUCCUGCAACAGUCACACUGAGGGACACUUGGAGUGGUCGACCUCAGCGAAUCAGCCGUCCUCGUACUGCUUCGAAGGUGUUGACAUCUGGAUUGAGAACGUGCAGGGCGAGUGUCUGAGGAUUCGUGAGCGUCGGCAGGUCAAAGUGGGCCACGUCGCUAUCGGGAUUAGUGAUCAGAUCUCAGGUAAAGCCUUCACUCUGGAGACUCUGGACAGGAAGACGGUGUCCUUCGAGCAGGAGAUCAAGGAGUCUUGUCUGUGGCUGCGCUGCGUUCCUGCUCCGGACAGAUGUCAGCGCUGGAGGUGGAGAGUCCGAGACGGAAAGCUGGAACUCAGAGAAUGAGACAUUUUUCAGAUUUUCUUUGGUUGUUUUUUUGCACUAACUUACACACUGAUUGAUCCUGAGCCAGGUGGACAUAAAGAUGCGUACUCGUAUCUGUGGAUGUUGUGCUGCUGAUUUGACUGAUUUUGCGGGAUGAAAGUGUUUGUGGUAGAAAAUGUGAGAUUACUGUUAUUUUAAAACUGACUUUAUAUUUAUAAAGAUGAUCUGUCUGUAUCAGCUCUUCAGUUUGUUAUUAGUUAUUUCUCUGUCGUGCCUGUAUGGACAGUGUCAGUAUACUGUACCUCUUUGUUUCCUCUGUGAUCUGAGAUCUAGAGUUCUCUGUCAUGUUGUUUUUGAGCCUUUCAAGCUUCACAACAAGCUAAAAAACAAUAAAUAACUGUCUGAGCCGUGAAGUUUUGAAUACUUGAAUGUUACUGACCUUUUAUAUCUUAAUAAAUGACCUCCCCGGUGGUGAAGAAGCCGUUCUCUUGUUUGUUUUCUAAAGAAAAACUUUCACAUAUUCAGACCUGUUGGA